Messenger RNA from Lycium barbarum (goji berry), 2016 nucleotides. Its product is annotated as probable tetraacyldisaccharide 4'-kinase, mitochondrial. The record is from RefSeq and is a predicted model, not a curated record. Gene Ontology annotation, biological process: lipid A biosynthetic process. The transcript has 8 exons. Bases 75 to 1304 code for a protein of 409 amino acids. Gene Ontology annotation, molecular function: ATP binding; lipid-A 4'-kinase activity. Lineage: Eukaryota; Viridiplantae; Streptophyta; Magnoliopsida; Solanales; Solanaceae.
GAUUCAUUCCCAAAUGCUAUUUACUCAGUAAUUUAGAGCGUAUUGCUCCACUCCUUAACGUGUGUGUCCAGUCCAUGGAGAAAAUGAGGAAAUUGGUGAACCAAAUAGCGUAUACACCCCCACAUGAAAGGCUCCGUACACUUUCACCCCUCCAACUUUCUCUCAUACCUCUUCUAUCACUAGCUUCCACUCUCUAUGCCUUCGCACUUCCCAUACGUCAUCGCUUUUACCAACUUGGUUUGCUUCACAAAAACAGGUUGCCGGUGCCAGUGAUUAGUGUUGGGAAUUUAACUUGGGGAGGUAAUGGGAAGACUCCAAUGGUUGAGUUUCUUGCUGUUUGGUUGGCUAAUGCUGGAAUUUCACCUCUGAUUCUAACAAGGGGUUAUGGUGGCGCAGAUGAAGCAAAAAUGCUUCAAAGGCAUCUGUAUGGAACACCCGUGAAGAUAGGCAUAGGUGCAAACAGGGCCGGUACAGCUUCCUGUUUUCUGAAAAGAUAUGGCCAUAUCAGCCCUUGCAAGCAUGGUGACACGGAUUUGGAGAGACUUUUGUCUGAUAACAAAAAAGGAAAUAGUUCUUAUUCUGACCAAAUUGGGAUUUCAAUCCUAGACGAUGGAAUGCAGCAUAUCAGUUUGUGGCGUGACGUCGAGAUUGUGAUGGUGAAUGCAAUGAUUCCGUGGGGGAACCAUCAGUUAAUUCCACUUGGACCAUUAAGGGAACCUUUGGCCGCACUCACACGUGCAGAUAUAGUUGUAAUCCAUCAUGCAGACUUGGUCUCAGAAAAGGACAUUGAUGCCAUAGCAUCAGAAAUUCGAAAAGUAAAAAAAUCUCUUCCUAUAUUCUUGAGCACAUUGGCGCCUUUAUACUUUCUUAAAGCUGGCAACAUGUCAUGCAAAUUGGUUUUGAUGAACAUCCGUAAUACACUUGUCUUAUGUGUCUCUGCAAUUGGAUCUGCUGAUUCUUUUGUUGAGAGGAUAAAGAAGUUGGGGCCAGCGUAUGUUGAUCGGCUGGACUUCAGUGACCAUCAUUCGUUUCAAGCUAAGGAUAUUGACAUGAUCAAAACAAGACUUCGGAAUCUUCAAUCAGAGUUUGCUAUGAAGCCUUUUGUUGUUGUAACAGAAAAGUUCUUGAUUUGCCAGGACUAUGAUAGAUCUCCUGAGAUUCUCAAGUAUUUAGAUCCACAUGAAGUGUUGGUUCUUUGCUCCAGCUUGCAAAUUCUACCUCAUAAAGGAAACACAGAAGAUAGCUUUAAGAAAUGUCUGUGGCAGCAUUUGGAAGUAAGCGACAAGGUGCAAAAUAUGGUAUAACACUUCCUUUGAAGGUCAUAUAAGCUUCAAUGCUUACUUACAGAUGAAUUUGUGAUCUUUAAAAGAUGUGACUGAGGUGACUUUUACACGGAGAGCUUGCACUAAGAUAUGCUACACACAAUUCAUAAGAUUUUGUCGGAUAAAUGGAGUUACAGUACCAGAAAAUGGUGGGAGGACAGUAACAAAAGGAAGUAUUUCUCGUCAAGUAUGCACAAGGUAGACCACUUGCCUCCACACCUUACAUCAUCGUCAUGGUUAAAUGAAGUUAGAGCUAUACCACUAGAGCUAUAAGGUACACCGGGAUAACCGAUUGGAAGCAUUGGAAGUGGAAUCCUCUGGUUUAUAUCUGGCUAGAAUUCUGUAAGACUUGGUUAUUUUGCCUUCUCUUGCUGCUAGAUGUAGCGUCGUUUGCCAUUUUUCAACAUCUACUAGGUCAUAAGAUGGAAUAGCCUUGUGGAUUAUGUAUAAGCUCAUUGGUUUUGAAGUACAGAGCUUCAUCUAUAAAACUAAGGUCAAGCUUGUAUUUCAUCAUUGAAGAAGAAACACAUAUAUUCUUGAUUACCUUAAUUCCAGUUUGAAGGCAAGGUCUUCCAAUGUAAAUACUCGUCGUCGUCGUCCAGCAAAUGUGGCGAUGAUCCUGUAGUUGACUAUUAUCUAAAGUGUACUAGUAUCUAGUUAGCAUUAAUUCUCAAUUUAAAGCCCUUUCUUUGUA